Homarus americanus (American lobster) is the source of this 372-nucleotide messenger RNA. RefSeq lists its product as uncharacterized. Bases 1 to 372 code for a protein of 123 amino acids. Lineage: Eukaryota; Metazoa; Arthropoda; Malacostraca; Decapoda; Nephropidae. The record is from RefSeq and is a predicted model, not a curated record. The transcript has a single exon.
AUGGUGCUGCUGUUCGUGCUACUGCUGUUGCUGGUUCUGCUGAUGCUGUUGGUAGUUCUCCUGCUCAUGCUGCUGCUGAUACUCGUGGUGCUGGUGGUUGUGGUGGUGCUGCUGAUGGUCCUUCUGCUGGUAGUGCUGCUGGCGGUAUUGCUGUUAGUGAUGGUGCUGCUGCUAAUGGUGGUGCUGCUGCUGGUGUUGCUGAUGCUGGCACCUGCUGCUGCUACUGGUGCUACUGCAAGUGAUGGUGCUACUGCUUGUGGUGCUGCAACUGGUGUUGCUGGUGCUGCUGUUACUAGUGCUGUUGCUACAGAUGUUGGUCCUUCUGGUGCUCCUGCUGCGGAUGGUGAUGGUGCUGCUGCUGCUGCUGUUUAA